Messenger RNA from Closterium sp. Naga37s-1, 1920 nucleotides. The record is from the annotation of a GenBank genome assembly. NCBI's taxonomy places the organism in Eukaryota, Viridiplantae, Streptophyta, Zygnematophyceae, Desmidiales, Closteriaceae.
AUGAGCGAGUCGGUCUCUAGUCCGUUAAUCGCGGCCGCCAGCAGUGGCAACGUCGCCGGGCCGUCCAGCUCUGACGCCUCGGUCGCGCGGAACGAUGGGAACGGGGGGAACGGUGGCGCGCGCGCUCUGCGGAUAGCGGCGGUGGCGGCGGCGGCGGUGGUGGCGGCGGCAGUGGGCGCGACGGCGUGGGCGGGCGGUCCGUCGAGUAUCAUUUCAGUGUUCGCGAAGUCCGGGUUCACCGCCGCGUUCUCUCUCAUCUUCGUCUCCGAGAUCGGUGAUAAGACGUUCUUCAUUGCGGCGCUGCUGGCCAUGCGCCACUCCAAGCUGCUCGUGCUGUGCGGGGCAGUGUCGGCGCUGGGCAUCAUGUCCGCCAUCUCCGCUGGCAUUGGCCGCCUCUUCCGCGAAGUGCCUGCGCAGCUGCACACCUCCAUCCCUGUGGGCGAGUAUCUGGCAUGUGCGCUGCUCGUGUGGUUCGGCAUCAGGUCCAUCCAAUCCGCUCUCAAGCUCCCCGCCACCCCCAUGCCUGCUGCUGCCGCCGCUGCUGCUGCUGCGCCGGCUGCUGGUUCGGCCGCUGGGGCAGCAGAAGGGGACGAGGAGGAGGGGGAGCUGGCGGAGGCGAGGGAGUUUGUGGAGAAGGCUGAGCAGCAGCCAACGCUCGGGCAUCACCCACCUUGUCUCUUCCCCAACCCAUGCCCAAUGCACCUCCCUUCCGUCCCCCUGUCUCCUCCUCUGUCCCCAUACCCCCCCCUGUCCCCUCCUCUCUGUCCCACCCUGCUUCAUUCGUUCCUUCCAUGCCUCCUCCUAUGCCCCCCCCCUGUCUCCCAUCGCUACCAGAAUCCUGUGGGGGUGGCGAUGGGGGCCACGGUGGGGCAUCUCCUGGCAACAGGCCUCGCAGUCAUAGGAGGAGCGCUGCUCUCCAAGCACAUAUCCGAGCGCUUCGUACGACCCCUGCUCGCCCCUCCCAUUCCUCCCUGCCCCCUCCUCCCAUGCCUCCUCCCAUGCUUCCAUUCCUCCUCCCAUGCUUCCAUUCCUCCUCCCAUGCUUCCAUUCCUCCUCCCAUGCUUCCAUGCCUCCUCCCAUGCUUCCAUUCCUCCUCCCAUGCUUCCAUUCCUCCUCCCAUGCUUCCAUUCCUCCUCCCAUGCUUCCAUUCCUCCUCCCAUGCUUCCAUUCCUCCUCCCAUGCUUCCAUUCCUCCUCCCAUGCUUCCAUGCCUCCUCCCAUGCUUCCAUUCCUCCUCCCAUGCUUCCAUUCCUCCUCCCAUGCUUCCAUUCCUCCUCCCAUGCUUCCAUUCCUCCUCCCAUGCUUCCAUUCCUCCUCCCAUGCUUCCAUUCCUCCUCCCAUGCUUCCAUUCCUCCUCCCAUGCUUCCAUUCCUCCUCCCAUGCUUCCAUUCCUCCUCCCAUGCUUCCAUUCCUCCUCCCAUGCUUCCAUUCCUCCUCCCAUGCUUCCAUUCCUCCUCCCAUGCUUCCAUUCCUCCUCCCAUGCUUCCAUUCCUCCUCCCAUGCUUCCAUUCCUCCUCCCAUGCUUCCAUUCCUCCUCCCAUGCUUCCAUUCCUCCUCCCAUGCUUCCAUUCCUCCUCCCAUGCUUCCAUUCCUCCUCCCAUGCUUCCAUUCCUCCUCCCAUGCUUCCAUUCCUCCUCCCAUGCUUCCAUUCCUCCUCCCAUGCUUCCAUUCCUCCUCCCAUGCUUCCAUUCCUCCUCCCAUGCUUCCAUUCCUCCUCCCAUGCUUCCAUUCCUCCUCCCAUGCUUCCAUUCCUCCUCCCAUGCUUCCAUUCCUCCUCCCAUGCUUCCAUUCCUCCUCCCAUGCUUCCAUUCCUCCUCCCAUGCUUCCAUUCCUCCUCCCAUGCUUCCAUUCCUCCUCCUCUCAUGCUCCCGUCCCUCCCUGCCCCUCCCAUUCCUCCCUUGCUUCCUGUUGGCAUCGCUAG